Molecule: messenger RNA, 4174 nt
Organism: Branchiostoma floridae (Florida lancelet)
Lineage: Eukaryota; Metazoa; Chordata; Leptocardii; Amphioxiformes; Branchiostomatidae
Product: sodium-coupled monocarboxylate transporter 1-like
Exons: 16
Coding region: 543-2612 (689 amino acids)
Biological process (GO): transmembrane transport; sodium ion transport
Cellular component (GO): membrane
Molecular function (GO): symporter activity
Source: RefSeq, a predicted model, not a curated record
GCAGGCGUGGGGUCAGUAAGUAAUCCAACCCGCCAGGCCUUAUCGCAAGGCCACCAGGUGAACUCUUCUCACGACGAUCCUGCAGUGUUCCGGCUUUGUUUGAGUUCUUCUAACUGUCUCUUCCCGUGAGUUUCAUCCGCCAGUGUUUGCACACCGGUGUCCGGUUCUGUGUACGCUUCGCUCCGACUAUAGCUACCGUACGUACGCAGAGACGUCGCACAACAGUCUGGAUUUAUUUUCCUACCAAGGACGCUUCGUGAAGAAGAAAUUCUCCGAGCUCUCACGACACAGAAGUCGUCGCUGACUCGCGUUAUUCUACAAACUGUAGCGUCUUUUCAAGUGUCUGUGACCGUCUUGUGACGUUCUGCAGCUGUUUUGUGUACUGCCAGCAGGCCUUGAAAACGUUUGAUUCAGUUUCGUUCCGCUUGACGAACGCGUCCCCUGGACUGUGUUUAGGUCGCCCCUCCCCCUUCUCGGCGGAAGUACUAAAUCCACCAAGGAGUUGAAAGAUUCUUCAAGACGCCACACAAGACGUCUUCAAGAUGGUGAACCCAGGCUUCGCUCCUCGCGACAUCCCCUUAUUCUCGAUCCCCGACUAUGUCGUCUUCGCGAUCAUGUUGGCGAUAUGUACCGGGAUCGGGAUCUACUACGCUUGUGCGGGCGGAGGGCAGAGAACGACCCGCCAGUUCUUGCUAGCCGACCGGCAGAUGCAGAUCCUUCCCGUGGCCAUGUCUCUACUGGCGAGCUUCAUGUCAGCCAUAACUGUGUUAGGUACCCCAGCGGAGACCUAUGUCUACGGGACUAUGUACUUCAUGUUUUGUAUCUCCUACCUGAUCAUGGGUAUGGCGGCAGCGCAUAUCUACAUGCCCGUGUUCUUCAACCUGGGAGUCACCAGCGCUUACGAGUACCUUGAGCGACGGUUCUCCAAGGGAGUACGCCGGGUGGGAUCAGCAACAUUCAUUCUGCAGAUGGUGAUGUACAUGGGCAUUGUGCUGUACGCGCCUUCACUGGCACUGGAGGCAGUGACGGGCAUGAACGUGUGGGCGGCCGUCCUGUCUCUGGGUAUCAUCUGCACCUUCUAUACAACUAUCGGCGGUAUGAAAGCCGUGCUGUGGACCGACACGUUCCAGGUGUGUGUGAUGGUAGCGGGGUUUCUCGCCGUCAUUAUCCAGGGGUGCCACCAACUGGGCGGGAUCGCUGAGGUCUGGAAGGUCAACUACGAAGGAGGGCGGCUGGAAUUCUUCAAUUUUGACGUGGACCCCCGCGUGCGCCACUCCUCCUGGUCCGUGCACAUCGGCGGAACCUUCAUGUGGAUCGCCAUCUUCGGGGUGAACCAGGCUCAGGUCCAGCGCUACCUCACCGUGGACAAGCUCAGCAGGGCUCAGAUUGCCCUGUACCUGAACGUUGUUGGGCUGUGGCUGAUCGUGACCCUGGCUACCCUGUGCGGGCUGGUCCUGUACGCUUUCUACAAGGACUGUGAUCCCAUCGUGGCCGGGUAUAUCAGAACCUCUGACCAGCUGAUGCCCCUAAUAGUGAUGGAGAUCCUGAGUUGGUUACCAGGUCUGCCCGGGCUGUUCGUGUCGUGUGUGUUCGCCGGGGCUUUGAGCACGAUGUCUUCCGGCUUAAACUCCCUGUCCGCGGUGACACUCGAAGAUUUCGUCCGCUCCUACAAGAAGGAUCUGACAGAGGCCCAAUACACCAUGAUAUCUAAGAUUCUCGUGGCCAUCUACGGCGGGCUGAUGAUGCUGAUGGCUUACGUCUCUUCUUUCCUGGGAGGAAUCUUGCAGGCGGCGCUGAGUAUAUUCGGCAUGAUCGGCGGUCCUCUACUGGGACUCUUCACUCUGGGCAUCCUCUUCCCGUGGGCGAACGCCUGGGGAGCGUACGCGGGGACCGCCACCUCCUUCCUGCUCGUGUUCUGGGUUGGAAUCGGCGCACAGAUAUACAAACCUCCCGUCAACAAACCGCCCAUCUCCGUCGCCGGCUGCCCGCGGAUCAACGAGACCAUCAGCAAUGUUACCAUGUCGACCGUUACCAUGGUGACGGACAUGUUCACGACGACCGAGGCGGGUCCUGUGGUAGACGACAGACCGGAUAUCGCGAAGUACUGGUACUCCAUGUCGUACCUGUACUACAGCGUCAUCGCCGUGCUGACGGUGCUCAUCGUGGGACUCGUGGUCAGCUUCAUCACAGGUGCCCAGGACCCCGAGGAGCUCGAUCCCAGGCUGAUCACCCCGUUCUUCGACACGGUGUGCUGCUGCUUCCCCGAGCGCUGGCGCGCCAAGCUGCGGUGUGGGGUCCCGCAAGAGGACAGGGAACUGUGGAUGGAAAAGGACGCAGAGGAGUUCGAACAAGGUCAGGAACUUGUCGAGUUGAAACCAGUCGGUCGGGACUCACAGAAACAACUUCUCAGGCGCAAAACGCCAUGGGAUAACGAACCAGAGGAUUACUACUCAAAGAAAUACCAAGACGGGGGACCGCCGAGGGAUGAAGAGAUGAGAAACUUGAAAGGAGAAGAAGAUCACGAUGGCGACAAACCGCCGGCCAAUCCGAACGGGAAUGUCCCGGAUGAGAGGAGCAGCAAGAGCAGCGUGGACUUCGAGAGCUCCAUCUAAGGGCGAGACCAUUCGAAAAGGGGUUCCAUCUCAAAAGGGGUGUAAGAUUUAAAUUUUUUAAUGCAGAAGAAGUAGUGAUAAUGGGGGGGGGGGGGGUAUAAUAUGUUGUAAUCCCCUUCAACCUUUUGAGUGGAAUAGCCCGAACAAGAAAGCGGUUUUCUUACAAACUGUUUGUUGUGAGAGUACAAUGUCUUCUCCAAGUAAACUGUUGUGAGUUAGAAAGAAACGUUCAAUGUGUUGGGAGUCGUUUGUCCAAUGUCCGGUUUCUUUCCAACAGUUCGCUGUUUCGGAGAGAGACAGCCAACUUUCCUGGUACUUAAUUUGAGUUGUUUUCUUUUUUUUUUCCAGUGAACUUUCAGUCAUAAUUAUUUUUGCCAGCAUACUGAAAAUAAGGGCGAGUACAAUCAGUCAUUGGAACGGCUAAAGAAUACAUGCAUUAGCGACGUAAUUAAGUGGGGUUGUGAAAUGAAAAGGUCUUUGGCAAUGAAUUGAGGGUGUCAAUGAAAUGAGGGUGAAAAGAAAACGCGAUGACUUACCUCCCCGUGAACUUGAACCAAAUAGACAAAAAAUCUGUGGUAACAAAAUGUCCAAAGUGUUUUUUCUCGAUGCCAUGACAAGACAUUCCAAACAAGAAGUGCUUAUUUUUGUACAGAAAAUGUAUCUAUUAGAUUUUCUUGAUGAGGAUUUCUACACCUCAUUAUUUCAAAGGCAGAGAUUAUUCUUGUCAUAUUUCUAGUCAAUUUCGUUUCUUUUUAGGCAAUUUAUGUUUACAUUUUGGAUCAUUUCUGUUCGAUGAUUUUGUCAGAAGUGAGUUUUGGUGAUAAUGUAAUGCUUACUAAACAAUGAACAGAUGUCUUGGCUUAAUUGAUUGGCCAAAGCUUCUUUAUUAUUUUGAUUGGAUAAUAGGACUGACCUAUCAGGGCGUGUUUCAGCGAUCUAAUCUUUCAUUGGCUGUAACGAACUGCCAAUCGGAGUGAAUGCUAUGCUACUUGAUAUCACUUCGUAUGAACAAUAGAACGUGUAAUGCGAUUAAGUUUACUAAUGCAGAGCUUAAGUUUCAUCGAUGAUGCUAAUUAUUAAUGUCCUCAUUAUGCACAUAUAAUUCGCUGUGAUUUUAACGGUGUGUGUUUGACAUAAUCGGUCAUUUAUAUGUAAUAUUUCUUUGUAUGAACUUACAAACUAAGGAAUGUGUGACGUUAGUAGCGGAAACUCUAAUCAUGGCAUAUGCAAAUAAUCUUAGGUUUCGUCUGUAUCGAGUUAGGGUGCGGUUACAUAGGUCGUGCAAUCGUCGUACGAUCGCUAACUUCGGGCAUUUUGGAGGAUGGAAAUGUACGUGUCCUGCAAAGUUCGACUGUCUUGGUACACAAAAUGCUGUUUUGGAUCCAUGUCGUUCGUUUGUUCUGUCACGGCCUGCUUGAAAAUCUUAUGUAUCAAAAUCGUGCGACGAUCGCACGACCUAUGUGACCGCGCCCUCAGUUAACAUUUAUUUUCCACCGCUUUAAUUUCCGUUCUCUUUGUGGUUUGUGUAUGCAGACAAGGAAAUAAAGAUGGUUUUAUCUAUC